AGAAGUAAAAUAGUUUUUGUUCAUAAUGGAUUAGACGAUGAAUGUUCUAUUAGAAUAAUUUUCGCAUUCGUUGUAUUCAUAUGAAAAAGCGACGAUCGGUAAGAAAUAAAGUUAGUCGCGAACCGCACCCGCUUUCUGCGCACAAUCGAUAGUGCAUUUCGUUUCUGUCAAAUGGAUAAUGGCAGCAACGAUGAUUGAUACGAUGGCACAAAGUAAUGGAUUUCAAUCGAAAAAGAAAGAAGAUCCAGAAAAUAAAGACAAUUUGUGGUCCUCUAUUCUAGCAGAAGUACAGAAUAGCGGGAAUAACAAACUGCCAUCGAACAAGAAUGUCCUUGUCUUAGGUGAUAACGAAAGUGGAAAAACAACUCUUAUCGCGAAAUUACAAGGAGUGGAAGAUCCAAAAAAGGGCUCGGGAUUAGAAUUUGCAUAUAUCGAUGUAAGAGAUGAUUAUAGAGAUGAUCAAACGAGAUUAUCUGUGUGGGUCUUGGAUGGUGAUCCAGGUCAUGCUAAUUUGCUAAGAUUUGCACUAAACGCUGAAAGGUUUCCACAUACGCUUGUUAUGUUAGUAGCCGCGAUGACCACACCGUGGGCGAUACUCGAUCAACUACAGGCAUGGGCCGCUUUGUUAGGCGAUCAUGUAGAUAAAUUAUCUAUAGAUAAUGACUCUAGGCAACGAUGUAGGCAACAAAACAUUAAAAAAUGGCAAGAAUAUACCGAACCUGGUGAUGAACUAGACCCAGGAAGUCCUUUGAGACGUACUAGUCGUAAUCUUGAUGAUGAAACAACUGAUAAUUUACCUUUACCAGAAGGUGUACUUACGACCAAUCUAGGCCUAGACAUUGUUGUGGUUAUAACUAAAACUGAUUAUAUGUCUACUCUUGAAAAGGAACACGAUUAUAAAGAUGAAGAUUUUGAUUUUAUGCAACAAUGGAUCAGGCGAUUCUGUUUGCAAUAUGGUGCAGGUCUUUUCUAUACAUCAGUAAAAGAAGAUAAAAAUUGUGAUCUAUUGUAUAAAUACCUUACACAUAGAAUUUAUUCAUUACCUUUCAGAACACCUGCUUUAGUGGUUGAAAAGGAUGCAGUUCUUAUUCCUGCUGGUUGGGAUAAUAUGAAAAAGAUCAGCAUCCUUCAUGAAAAUUUACAAUCGAUGAAACCGAAUGAUUAUUAUCGCGAUAUUAUUACACAACCUGCAACGAAUAGAAAGUGUGUAGCAAGAGAAGUAGAAGUUCAAGCGGAAGAUGAACAAGCAUUUUUAGCAAGACAGCAAGCUACAUCAUCAGGAUUGAAAGAUCCAACACGUUCACCUACAACACGGAACCAGGCAAGCCUCGGACCAGUUAUACAGGUUGCAUCACCGAACAAGAAAUUGGAUUCCAAAGGUACUGGUACUGCUGCCGCCGGAGAGGGUGUAUUAGCUAAUUUCUUCAACUCUCUUCUUUAUAAAAAGACUGCUACACCACCGGGUGUGCCAGGAUCACCAGGAAGUAUAGGUGCGAGUCCUGUUAAGCUUGAUAGUACACCUGUAGAUAAAGCAACAAUGUGCAAUGACGCGGCAGCGGAGUUAGAUCGUCUUACACAAACCAAGAAAAUGUCUCCACCGAAUUUAAAUUCAUCAUCUGAAUGUUAAAAGAAUAAAUAUAUAUUUUUUUUUUAUUUUUUUGCGAUCCAUCUACCGAAAAAAAAAUAUAGGAAUCUGCAAUAUAUUAAUUUUAUCAUAACUAAAAGGUCAAAGUGUACACGAAUAAUGCUUAACUUAUCGUCUGUCGGAUAGGGUACUUGAAACAUCUUCACGUCUUGCCAACAAUGAAGAUACUGAAGUAUUUUGUAUUAAGUACCUAACUCUGUGUAUAUGUAUAUACCGUGACAUUCGGUACUAUUUUAUUUAUUUCUUCUAUUUAUGUUUAAGAUUGCAUCUAUUGCAUAAUAAUCGACGAGACCUAUUUGACUUUUAAUUAUUUCAUACUUUUAGGAAGAUUAGAUUAAAAUUUCUAAUUAGGCAGCUUGAAGAUAUAUUCUUACAAUUUAAUCAUGUAUAUCAAGAUGAAUAAUUAUGAUUAAAAUAAUAUAGUUGCCUUCUAUUUCAUAUAAUGAACAGGUAGCACAAAGUGCUACGUUUUAGCUUAAGCGUAGUUGGUUUUUAUCAUUCUAAAGCUUAUGAUAAAAAGAAAAUUAUUAACAACCUUGCCGUAAAAAAAUAUAUUGGUCAUCCUUCGUAAUUAAUAUAUUGUAAUAUGCAAAUAUUACUAUGCAUCGAUUACAUCGUGUCUUAUAUUUUUUUUUUUUUUCUAAGUUAUUUCUAUUAAUAAUACUAACGCAAAAUUUCAAUGUAGGAUGGGUCGCAAAAUAUAAUAAUGAAAAACAGCAAUCGAUAGUUAUGCUGGAUAGUUAUCGAUUGAAGAAAAAUUCUCGAAGUUGUGUAACAUUAAAGCAGCCUUAAUUGUUUCAUGCUAUCAAAUAUGAAGAAUAAUUCGAAACACGUGAAAGGGAGAUGAUCUUGAGGUAAAUAAUAUAAGAAAAUAUUUAAUAUAAUAGCAAAUUUUGUGAAUUACGUUUACGCACAUGCCCUACAAUGUUUCUUCUUUUUAGUAAAUUAUUUAGUAAUUCAUUUAGAUGAACAAGUCGAUUUUUUUCUUUUUACUGCCAACUGGAUGCAUAUUAUUUUUUCCUGAUAAAAACAGGCAUCUGUUUGAAUCUCUCUAAGAGAGGCAUCUUUAAUGAAUCUCUCUAAUAUCAUGCAUAAUAUAUAUAUAAAUAAAUAAAUAAAUAUAUAUAUAUAUAUACUGCGAAUUUGUAAUACUGUUUUUUUGACAAUAGUUCUUCUCUCUGUGUUCGGUCUAAUUUAUUAAGUGCCGUUAUUAUCGUAGAUGGAUUAAACCGAUACAUAGAAGGAUUUUAUACAAGUUGUCAUUUUGUAGUAUUUCACAGAGAUCAAAAGAUCGUAUGUGCUCAAAGAUGCUACGUGACAGACUGGAAAACAUGUUUUUUGGAGGAGCAUAUUAAUGCGAUAUACAUAUUAAUACUUUCUUUGUCGCGCGUCCUUUAGAGACUAUUUAUCUAAUAACAAAUUUUGUACAUUCAGUUGACGUAACUAAUGGCUUCAUCUAUGUAAAAUCAUUCUCCUACCCUUGAUGAAAAUAAAUAAUUUUUCAUAAUA
Molecule: messenger RNA, 3154 nt
Organism: Vespula pensylvanica (western yellowjacket)
Lineage: Eukaryota; Metazoa; Arthropoda; Insecta; Hymenoptera; Vespidae
Gene: Dlic
Product: cytoplasmic dynein 1 light intermediate chain 1
Exons: 10
Coding region: 179-1627 (482 amino acids)
Biological process (GO): microtubule-based movement; microtubule cytoskeleton organization
Cellular component (GO): centrosome; cytoplasmic dynein complex
Molecular function (GO): dynein heavy chain binding
Source: RefSeq, a predicted model, not a curated record